Selaginella moellendorffii is the source of this 1554-nucleotide messenger RNA. RefSeq lists its product as uncharacterized. The coding region runs from base 1 to 1554 and encodes 517 amino acids. The transcript has a single exon. The record is from RefSeq and is a predicted model, not a curated record. NCBI's taxonomy places the organism in Eukaryota, Viridiplantae, Streptophyta, Lycopodiopsida, Selaginellales, Selaginellaceae.
AUGGCGCAGCAAUCCAGCAUACUGCGAAAGCAUCCUUCUUCGCGAUGGUGGGAUGAGGUAAGUGUUCUUGAGAGCAGGGGGCAUGGCCACAAAUUAUGGUCAUGCAAAUACUGCCCAAUGGUGAACAAACUGAGUGGUGUUGAUCGUGUGCGAGCUCAUCUGUUAGGAGAAGGCCCAGGCAGCAAGGAUAUUGUGAGUUGUCCUCUCAUCCCAGGUAACAAGAAAGCGGAUCUGCUCAAUAUGCAAAAGGUUAUUGAUUCCGAGAAAGGGGCAAGGGGGAAGAAACGGCCGAAUGAAUCUGGUGGUGCUUCUAUGAGAAUGGAUGGCAAUGUCCAAGGAUUUCCACCGGUGGUAUCAUCCCAGUCAAGUGGAAGUGGCUGCAGUUCCCUGUUUUUUAGCAAACAGAGUCAAGUCCAUAUUGUUGAUUCGAUGGAUCCUGAGCAGAAGAACCGAGUUGAUGUGGCUAUCGAAAGAUUUUUCUGGAAUGAACACAUUCCAUUUGUCAAGGCUCGGUCACCUUACUUCCUCAACAUGAUACAGGAAGUUGCCAGGCAUGGUGUGCCUUAUGCACCACCAAAAUAUGAUGAUCUCCGGGAUAAGCUUUUGGUGAAAGAGAAACGAUUCAUUGACAUUGAGAUGGCAUCCUUGAGGAAGCAGUGGGAGCAGAGGGGUGCAACCAUAUGCGCAGACGGGUGGGCAGAUAGGAGGAAUCGGCAUAUCAUGGGGCUUGUGGCAUAUAGUCAAGGACGAGGAGCUUUUUUGAAGGCUAUCGACAUUUCCUUAACAGGAAAAACAGCUGAAAAUACUCUGCGCUGCUGGGAAGAAGGCAUUAACAUUGUAGGUGCAGAGAACGUUGUCAUGGUUGUGACCGAUGGGGAAAAUGCAAACAGAGCAGCAGCAGCACUUUUGCAACAGAGGUACCCGAAAAUUCAAUGGGCAGCAUGUUUUGCCCAUUGCUUGAACAAUGCCUUGAAAGACUUCGGUGUACUUCCAUGGAUGGCAACACUUCUGGAGCGUGGAAAGUCUUUGGUGAUCUUCGUUAGAAACCACUCUCAUAUAGUGGCACUGCUGGCGGAGUUUACUCACAAGCGAUUGCUGCGUUAUUGUGAUACCAGGUUCGGCUACAACUUCAUUAUGAUGGAGAGGCUGGUGGAGCUCCGAGAAGCUUUACAACAAAUGUUCGUAUGCCCUGCGUACAGAGCAAGGCCUGAGUCGAAGUCGAGAGCAGGAAGGGACAGUUAUGCAACGGUUUUUGAUGACAGUUUCUGGCAACAGGUUAAGGACAUGCUAGAGGUGUCCAAGGAUGUUAUGCUGCUUCUUCGUGUUGUGGACGGUGAUAUACCUGCGAUUGGAAAGAUAUAUGAGUGCAUGAACAGGUUGGAUGCAAGUUUAGAGGAAGGACAAUCGGAUUAUGGCAGGUACAGGGAACUUCAUCAGAUCAUGUCUAAUAGGUGGCAUGAGUAUCACUCGCUCAUGCACUCGGUGGCGUACAUGUUGGACCCCGAGUUUCAGGAGUAUGAAAAGCAUGCUAACAGAGAGGUCAUGAAGGACUAG